This is a messenger RNA of Cynocephalus volans (Philippine flying lemur), 1581 nucleotides long. It is a transcript of the gene SLC32A1, whose product is annotated as solute carrier family 32 member 1. The transcript has 2 exons. Gene Ontology annotation, cellular component: vacuolar membrane. Gene Ontology annotation, biological process: amino acid transmembrane transport. NCBI's taxonomy places the organism in Eukaryota, Metazoa, Chordata, Mammalia, Dermoptera, Cynocephalidae. Gene Ontology annotation, molecular function: L-amino acid transmembrane transporter activity. The record is from RefSeq and is a predicted model, not a curated record. The coding region runs from base 1 to 1581 and encodes 526 amino acids.
AUGGCUACCCUGCUCCGCAGCAAGCUGUCCAAUGUGGCAACGUCUGUGUCCAACAAGUCCCAGGCCAAGGUGAGCGGCAUGUUCGCUAGGAUGGGUUUCCAGGCGGCUACAGACGAGGAGGCGGUGGGCUUCGCGCACUGCGAUGACCUCGACUUUGAGCACCGUCAGGGUCUGCAGAUGGACAUCCUGAAAGCCGAGGGCAAGCCCUGCGGGGACGAGGGCGCCGAGCCUCCCGUCGAGGGAGACAUCCAUUACCAGCGCGGCGGUGGCGUUCCCCUGCCGCCUUCCGACUCCAAGGACCAGGCUGUGGGGGCUGGUGGCGAGUUCGGGGGCCACGACAAGCCCAAGAUCACGGCGUGGGAGGCGGGCUGGAACGUGACCAACGCCAUCCAGGGCAUGUUUGUGCUGGGCCUGCCCUACGCCAUCCUGCACGGCGGCUACCUGGGGUUGUUCCUCAUCAUCUUCGCCGCCGUGGUGUGCUGCUACACCGGCAAGAUCCUCAUCGCGUGCCUGUACGAGGAAAACGAGGACGGCGAGGUGGUGCGCGUGCGGGACUCGUACGUGGCCAUAGCCAAUGCGUGCUGCGCUCCGCGCUUCCCCACGCUGGGCGGCCGCGUGGUGAACGUGGCGCAGAUCAUAGAGCUGGUGAUGACUUGCAUCCUGUACGUGGUGGUGAGCGGCAACCUCAUGUACAACAGCUUCCCGGGGCUGCCUGUGUCACAGAAGUCCUGGUCCAUCAUUGCCACGGCCGUGCUGCUGCCCUGCGCCUUCCUUAAGAACCUCAAGGCCGUGUCCAAGUUCAGUCUGCUGUGCACUCUAGCCCACUUCGUUAUCAAUAUCCUGGUGAUAGCCUACUGUCUAUCGAGGGCGCGCGACUGGGCUUGGGAGAAGGUCAAGUUCUACAUCGACGUCAAGAAGUUUCCCAUCUCCAUUGGCAUCAUAGUGUUCAGCUAUACUUCUCAGAUCUUCCUGCCUUCCCUGGAGGGCAACAUGCAGCAGCCCAGCGAGUUCCACUGCAUGAUGAACUGGACGCACAUCGCCGCCUGCGUGCUCAAGGGCCUCUUCGCGCUGGUUGCCUACCUCACCUGGGCCGACGAGACCAAGGAAGUCAUUACAGAUAACCUGCCCGGCUCCAUCCGCGCCGUGGUCAACAUCUUUCUGGUGGCCAAGGCGCUAUUGUCCUACCCGCUGCCCUUCUUCGCUGCUGUGGAGGUGCUGGAGAAAUCGCUCUUCCAGGAAGGCAGCCGCGCCUUCUUCCCCGCCUGCUACGGCGGCGACGGGCGCCUCAAGACGUGGGGGCUAACGCUGCGCUGCGCGCUUGUCGUCUUCACGCUGCUCAUGGCCAUCUACGUGCCGCACUUUGCGCUGCUCAUGGGCCUCACCGGCAGCCUCACGGGCGCCGGCCUCUGCUUCCUGCUGCCCAGCCUCUUCCACCUGCGCCUGCUCUGGCGCAAGCUGCUGUGGCACCAAGUCUUCUUCGACGUCGCCAUCUUCGUCAUAGGCGGUAUCUGCAGUGUGUCUGGCUUUGUGCACUCCCUGGAGGGCCUCAUCGAGGCCUACCGAACCAACGCGAAGGACUAG